Messenger RNA from Phaedon cochleariae (mustard beetle), 597 nucleotides. Lineage: Eukaryota; Metazoa; Arthropoda; Insecta; Coleoptera; Chrysomelidae. The record is from the annotation of a GenBank genome assembly.
AUGAACCAGAAUAUUGUUUCAGAAACUCCCACUCAAAAAGAGAAAUUUAUAUGGCCAAGAUCAGCCGUUUUACUCCUACUUGAUGAAAUUGAGAGACGAAAGAAAGAGAUGAAAUUGCCUCAUAAAAAAAGGUAUUUGUUUGGUAACAUUUCCAAAUGUCUCUUGAAAAAGGGGUAUAGAGUUUCAUGGGAAUGUUGCGAUAGAAAAUGGAAGGGUUUACAAGCUACCUACAAGAAAAUUACCGAAAAAGAAAGCCACACCGGAUCUGCCAACAGAAGCUCCACUUGGGAGUUUUAUUCCCGAUUGGAAGAAAUUUUAGCAGAUGAUCCAGCACACAAGCCUUUAGCCACUGCAGCAGCAGGAAUAGUUAAUGAAAAUGUAACUCUGCCGAAGGCUCUUGGUGCAAGUUCAUCUAAUCUAGGAAGGUCUAGGCCUAAUAAGAGAACAGCAGUAUCUGCUGGUUUCAGUGAAAUCAAUAGUAAUAUUGUUAGCCUUAAGAAUUCUAUUGACCAAAUGAUCACCGUUCAGAAAGAAAGAAAUGUAAUUUUAGAUAGGCUUACUACAGCAAUUGAAACGUUCACUAAAUCUCAAAACUAA